CUUCGUCUUCGUACUCUUGCCUUCCUGCCUGACUUCAAUCAUACUUCACUCACCCUUGCCUCACUCACACCUCAUCUCGAGAAGAACAGCACCGAAGCACCGAAGCACCAAACAGAAUCGAGAGCAGGGGCCAUGUGCCUGCUAGUCUCCGAGAUUGCGGAUACACCUUCAUCUGGAUAGUUCUGGGCCGAUUGCUUGGGAACUGGGAACUGGAACCUUACCAACCAUUAGAUACCUACCUACUUACCUGGGUACUUAAAAAAAAGGGCCCCCUCCCAACGAGCUGGAGCUGGGACAUUGGACUAAGCGCCCAGCGUCAGCAGCGCAGAAUUAUCCUGACCAUCACCCUACCUACCACCUAUCUACCUUAGCUGUCCUUCCUUUGCGCAGCAUAUUAUUGCUUUUGUUUUCUUUUUGCUUCUUCCUGCGCACUUCUUCUCUCUUACCUCCCUCGCCGUACGGAUACUUGGCCUUGCAAUAAUCUUUUCCCUUUCUCUACAGCUUGAUCGUAUUUCUUGCUCUUCCCCUUCACCUCACUCACUCCCAGCCCACCUACACGCCUGGCCGACAGUCGCAUAGUUGCUCCUCUUGCAUGUACUCUCCCUUCAGAUGAUGCGACGUUGCGGCCGACACUCCUUUUCGCAACGAACCUCCCGCCGACCUUGCCCCUGCUGACGGCGACCGACCUGCGAUUCACCUGCUCUUGGCCGCGGACCGAUGCUCUCACUGCGCGCAACACUCCCGACGACUACGUAAUCAUUCGCAACAGUACCAGCCAUGUGGCGGAGAACAUACCUGUUCCUGGUGUUGAUCCGGCUGUGGUUUGCGCUGUCGCCCAGCUACCUUCACCCCGACGAGAAUUUCCAAGGCCCAGAGGUCAUUGCAGGCCAAAUCUUUAGCUACCCGGUCCGACACACCUGGGAAUUCACAAACGACCAUCCGAUACGAAGCGUCUUCCCAUUAUGGCCUGUGUAUGGUCUGCCUAUGCUGCUGCUGCGAUGGCUGUGGAUCGGCAACGGCAAGGACGGAGAGAUCCCUCCCAUCGCAGUCUUUUGGACCCUGCGAGUGCUCAUGUUUGUUACUAGCUUCGUGCUGGAGGACUGGGCCAUUCAUGAGCUCAUCAGCUCCCCACGCCACCGUCGCGUUGCUGUGCUUCUUGUUGCUUCGUCCUAUGUCACUUGGACCUACCAAACACACACCUUCUCGAACUCGGUCGAAUGUCUGGUCGUUGCAUGGUGCUUGGUCUUGAUCCAGCGCAUUGUCGAGAGUCCGCAACAAUCAUCACUUCUUGCUUCUUCGAUUCUCGGCAUAGUGGCCGUAUUUGGAUUGUUCAAUAGGAUUACUUUCCCGGCAUUCUUGUUGAUUCCUGGAUUCCGCUUGAUACCCCAUUUUAUCAAUCGGCCCCUUUCUUUCACCGUCAUGGUGCUGGCCGCUCUCACAACCACAUUGGUCGCCAUCACCCUGGAUACGGCAUUUUACCUCCCUGAGCCCAUAAAGUGGACAGACCUUGUCUCCCGACCAGUCGUCACGCCACUCAACAACCUCCUCUACAACAUUGACUCAGACAACCUUGCACAGCAUGGCCUGCACCCCUGGUACCAGCAUCUGCUGGUCAACAUCCCCAUGUUGAUCGGCCCGGCGGCGGUUCUGCUCUUCACUCAGCCGCACGUGUCGCUUCGACUCUACUCGGCCAUCUCGGGCGUCUUCGUCCUGUCUAUUUUCCAGCACCAAGAAGCCCGGUUCCUGUUGCCGACUGUCCCGCUCAUUCUUUCGUCAGUCCACGUGCCCAGAAGCCGUACCCUUCUCCGAGUAUGGAUCGGCGCCUGGAUUCUCUUCAACCUUUUCUUUGGCAUCCUGAUGGGCGUUUACCACCAGGGCGGCAUAGUGCCGGGCCAGGUCUUUUUGAGCAAGCAGCCGGAUGCGACGCAGGCCGUUUGGUGGAAGACUUACACGCCGCCCAUAUGGUUACUGAAUGGCAAAAACGAGGUCCUCACCACACGCGAUGUUAUGGGCAUGAAGGGCGACGCGCUUCUCGAGGAGCUCACCAAGCUCGCGACGUGCGAUACGCCCGCCGAUCGACGCAACUCAGAGUAUCUGAAGGAGAAGAACGGCACAUACCUGAUGGCGCCGGCUUCGGCGACGUGGAUCGACCCCUACCUCUCUAACAAGGGACUCAAGGGCCUGCGGUUCCGUGAGGUCUGGCGAUACAGACAACACCUGAACCUCGACGAUCUUGAUUUCGGCGACGACGGCAUCUGGAACACCUUGGCGCGGGUGGUUGGCAGACGCGGUCUCGUCGCCUGGCGGGUGACGAAGAGCUGCAAAUGAAGGCCGGGGCACAGACCAGAAAAAAGUAAUGAUUGAAAAGAAUUUGAACGUUUGAUGACAAACCCCUCUCCGAUCUGAAGCUGGAGUGAAAUUGGUAUCGUACAUGUACCCCCCACAGCCUGAACCGUAUCCCAAAGACGCCGAGAGCGCCGUUUUGUCGUCGCCCGUUUUGAUCCCACUACAGUCCAUUCCGGGGUUGUUCUUGGUUUUUCUCUCUUGCUUUUUUCUCUGAGACGCAGAGGUUCGUUAGUCGUCCCGUUUCAUAGGCUACUCCCCAUAUCUUGAUCAGCAGCGGGACUCUCCAGCGCGAACCCGAGCGCCCCAUGACGCCACUACUCUUCUCCCUGACACACGCUUCCCACCGCCAGUACCCUUCAUCAUCUUGCCGGCCAUUUCUCUUCCAGAUCCAACCGUUCUUUGACGUCUGAC
Messenger RNA from Colletotrichum destructivum, 2757 nucleotides. RefSeq names its product Putative GPI mannosyltransferase. Gene Ontology annotation, biological process: GPI anchor biosynthetic process. The transcript is spliced from 4 exons. Gene Ontology annotation, cellular component: endoplasmic reticulum membrane. NCBI's taxonomy places the organism in Eukaryota, Fungi, Ascomycota, Sordariomycetes, Glomerellales, Glomerellaceae. The record is from RefSeq and is a predicted model, not a curated record. Bases 778 to 2328 code for a protein of 516 amino acids. Gene Ontology annotation, molecular function: alpha-1,2-mannosyltransferase activity.